CCCUUUUAAGAGUUGUUUGUUGUCCCCAUCUCCUCAUUUUUCGCUUCUUCACUCCUAUAUAUAUUCUACCCUCCUUCAGAUCAUAAACCAUUUCUCAUAACCUCUCAAAAAAACACACUACACACACAGAAAUGGAAGCGGAGUUGCAGAAAAGGCGCUCCAUGUACAUAGAACCCGCAACCACUAGAGACGAACUAGAAAGUGGUGAAGCAAGCAAGAAUUUCGACGAGGAUGGCCGCGCAAAGAGGACUGGGACAAUGCUUACUGCAAGUGCACAUAUCGUAACGGCGGUGAUAGGGUCGGGAGUGCUGUCUCUGGCGUGGGCGUUAGCGCAGCUCGGAUGGGUGGCCGGCCCGGCGGUCCUCCUCACCUUUUCUUUCAUCACAUACUUCACUUCCACUCUACUCGCCGACACCUACCGCUUCCCCGGCCCUGUCCAUGGCACCAGAAACUACACUUACAUGGACGUUGUUCGUUCUCACUUAGGGGGUUACAAAGUUCAGCUAUGUGGGCUGGCUCAGUACGGCAAUCUUGUUGGGGUUGGCAUUGGAUACACAAUUACUGCUGCUAUCAGUAUGGUGGCUGUGCUGAGGUCAAAUUGUUUCCAUAAGCACGGGCACCACGUUAAGUGCUUGAAAUCGAACUACCCGUCCAUGGCGAUUUUCGCGGGAAUUCAGAUAGUUUUGAGCCAAAUACCGAAUUUUCAUGAGCUCUCGUGGCUCUCCAUUGUUGCAGCUAUUAUGUCUUUCACCUAUUCUUUUAUCGGCCUCGGACUCUCCAUAGCUAAGCUUAUAGGUGAUGGACAUGCGAAGACAAGUUUAACGGGGACGACAGUAGGAGUGGACGUUACAGGAUCUGAGAAGCUGUGGAGAAGCUUUCAAGCGAUUGGAGACAUAGCCUUCGCCUACGCUUAUUCCACUGUCCUCAUUGAGAUCCAGGACACGUUGAAGUCGGCACCCCCAGAGAACAAGGUGAUGAAGAAAGCGUCUUUGGUGGGAGUGGUGACCACCACAGUAUUCUAUGUGCUCUGCGGAUGUAUUGGGUACGCUGCUUUCGGGAAUGAUGCUCCCGGCAACUUCCUCACCGGCUUCGGCUUUUACGAGCCAUUUUGGUUGAUCGACUUCGCCAAUAUAUGCAUUGCCGUCCACUUAGUUGGUGCUUAUCAGGUCUUCACCCAGCCUAUAUUUGGCUUCGUCGAGAGCCGCUCUUCGCAGAAAUGGCCGGAGAACAAAUUCAUAACGGCGGAACACGCAGUCAGAAUCCCACUCUGUGGAGUGUUGAGCGUAAACCUGUUCAGAAUGGUGUGGAGAACAAUCUACGUGAUAGUAACAACAAUCAUCGCCAUGAUAUUUCCAUUUUUCAACGACUUUUUGGGGUUGAUCGGAGCAGCAUCGUUCUAUCCAUUGACAGUAUAUUUCCCUAUAGAGAUGCACAUUGCGCAGGCCAAGAUUCCCAAGUUCUCCUUCACAUGGAUGUGGCUCAAAAUAAUCAGCUGGACUUGUAUGAUUGUAUCCCUAAUUGCUGCUGCUGGAUCCAUACAAGGGCUUGCACAUGAUGUCCGGAGAUUCAAGCCCUUCAAAACUCAAUAAUCCUGGCUAUAUGUAUAACAAGUUUUAUGUAAUAAACUUAUUCAGAAAUUUUGCAUAUCUGUGCCCCUGAUUAACUCAAGAUCCAGAGGUUUGUUGCAUAGUAACAUGUAGCCCAUUUUAGCUUGAAGAACCUCCGUGCUGAUUUUGCUGCUUUGGUAGGUCAAUCCUGGAUUGAAGGUGGUGUAAAUCUUCUAUGGUAUUUUCAUGUCAAACAUUGGUAUUACAUGAAUAAGUGA
This is a messenger RNA of Sesamum indicum (sesame), 1825 nucleotides long. Its product is annotated as amino acid permease 6. NCBI's taxonomy places the organism in Eukaryota, Viridiplantae, Streptophyta, Magnoliopsida, Lamiales, Pedaliaceae. The record is from RefSeq and is a predicted model, not a curated record.